AAUGAUGACAAUCAACGAUCAUACUGAAAUAUUUCCUGUCAGUUUUAAAUAAUUUAGUCGUUUUCGUUUUGUAUAUAAAAAUCAACCAGUAAAAAGUAAACCUUUAUAAUUCCUAGAUUAAGGUUAAGUGAAACAUUUGAGAGGAUUAAUGGUACCAGGCUCUUCCCAGUGUGAAUAUAGAGGGGCGGGUCCUGCCUUGCAUCACCACUGCCGGCCACCACAUCACAUCCUCAGUCGUGGCCAUACACUCCUUCCUUCUCGUAGUGUUAUAUCCUCUCACGGCAACUGGAACGUGAUGGGUUAAAUUCAUAAACUGAAAUAAGGAAACCAACAGAACAAUGAACUGAACUGCUGUUGCCUGGCAAUUAAGUUGCUAAAAUAUUGUAGUGUUUUAAGUUUGUAGAUGAUUGCGUGGGUCAACUAUUUACGGAAGUGUUGCGACAGUGGUGAGAGUGUGGGAGAACACCCGGGUAGGCUAGGCUAGGAUUCCCAAGACUAUCCUGCAAUGACCCGCCGCCUACCGUGUGUACUAUGGGCUUAACAUAAGGUUACCUGGCGAAGGGUACCUGGCUGGAUUUAGAAUGAGAGCAGGCCGUGUGCAGGAGUAUGGCGCUGUGCAACUGCUGCUGCUGCUGCUGCUGGUGUGGAGCACCUGGCUGCCCCUCGUCCAGGCUAUAUUUGAAGAUAUCGGGGUCACCCCCGUCAAUACCGCUGCACUUCAACUGGGUGAAAUAUCCUUCAUGCAGUAUGUCUUGGGUUGCAUAGUAUUCCUGCAGUUGGUGAUACUGUACACGAAGGGCGUGUUGCCAGUCGAGAUCGACCUGAGCUUCGACAACCCCAACGGAAGCCUCGUGGGCAGGGCGCGCAGACCUGAUGCCACCCUGGCGACGCCGACCUUCCUGAUGGAGUGUCCGCUGCAGUACGUGUGUGAGGUGGACGCCUGGGCCAACCGCGACCACGACUUCUUCCUCGAGAAACUUCUCGCCUCCUGGUUCAGGAACGCCAACCACACGUGGACCCACCCAGAGGCCGUUACCUUCGCUGGUGCAGGCACAUGCAGGGAAAUGUAUCCUUGCCCCUUCGAUGUGCAGGAAGUGGUGGGCAUCCGGAUCCCAGGGUCCAACAGUCUUGCCAGUACACAAGAAGAGACUUACUCCAAGUUCUUUACAGAAACUAUUGGUAUGCGGCAGGAGCCUUGGCUCUAGCGCUACAAGCAACACUGGGAAGGAGUCCUGCUGCCUCUUUCAGAUAUCUGGGCAUGCUUCCGAGCAGGCAUCAUGGUGGUGUGGCGUGUGGUACUCACAGACUAAGGCCAUCUUGUAGGAGGCGCGUCUCGCCCACGUCCCCUACGCCCAUAUAAUAUUCCUGGGAGGGUACAAUGCCAUAGACACUGAUAAAGAUGGCGUACAGUUCUGUGAGAGACCACAGCAACAGUUAUCCGGAAUAUAUCCUUCAGAAUGUCAUGAGACCUGGACACUCGGUGUAGCCUAAAUAUCCCGUACCAUAGUAUCAUUUGUGGCACAAAAUAUGUUAUGGGUUUUGAUAUGUUAAUCCUCCAGGUAUCAUUUGUCAUCUCUACUUGGACUACAGAGGUGGUGGCUUGUUUUUGUUAUAAACGGAGCCUGUAGGUGCCCAGUGUGAUGCCCCGCACUCGAACGCUGUUGUGCGUAGUCGCUGGCACCACAGCUGGCACCACAGCUGGCACCACAGCUGGCACCACAGCUGGCACCACAGCUGGCACAUUCAUGCCACAGACCAGUGCCUUGUGUUAUUGUCUUCACACGUGAACAUCAAGCGCCAAAGAAGCGAAAAUAUAAAUAUAACUAUUAUCAUAAAAAGAAGAAUCGGCGCUAAUCACCUAUUACGGCUUCAUAACAAGGGCUGAAAGGCGUGAACUUCCAGCUCUGGACGAGUGAUGGAACUAGGGAGGAUUAUUGAGUGCUCGCCUCAGCCCUGGACGAGUGUUGGAACUAGGGAGGAUUAUUGAGUGCUCGCCUCAGCCCUGGACGAGUGUUGGAACUAGGGAGGAUUAUUGAGUGCUCGCCCGAGCCCUGGGCGGGUGUUGGAACUAGGGAGGAUUACUCUGGGUGCUCGCCUGCCCAGCAAAUCAAGCUGUUGUGUAUGGUGAAUACGUGAAAUUAUCUCACCAUCUAUUUAUGUGUAUUUGUGAAAGCCGAGGCGUGACUUACUGGCUCCAGCGGCCGCAGUUCUGGUCCAAUAAUGUUGAGAUUCCAGGAGCCACACUCUAGUGAACUUUUGCACCUUCAGUAACUAAAACAAAUUACAUACGACGUCCAAGGGACGAUAGAGUCCAAGAGGACGAUAGAGAUGUACCGAAAAGUUGACUUCAUUUUACGGUAUACAUGUACACUCAUAGUUUCUUUAGUCCUGGACCAUGUUCAGGACUGAAAAUAUAAUUGCUGAUUGCUCAGUGAGCUCUUGUGGUGGCCUUAAUAACCCCUCGAAGGUUAAUAGGCCUUAAACACAAAAAAGACAAUCCCCCCCUCCCCCCAAAAAAAUCGAGAAUGUGCAAUAUUUGCAUCUCGAAGCCUCUCCAUUCCUCAUUGAUCACAGCUGCUUCACCUCCACGUCGCAUUUCCUGCUAUUUUGGUAACGCAUGAUAAUGUAUUACUUUUGUUGUAUUAUGUCACCAAAUUUUUGUUUAAUUUAAAUGUAAACCAAUUCUGCCAAACGUUUGACUAGAGGUUCUAACUAGUGUAUGUUAUGUAUACAAGUUCACCCAUACACUCUUAUGUGAUGUACACCAAACAAUUAUGAAAGUUAAGCAUUUUCAUACGUUCUUAUUGUGAACUCUUCACAGUUAAAUGAUGCUGACCAAUGAACGAACUGUUGUUGUUGAUUUAGGGGCGACGGUGAUCGCCAUGAACGAACUGUAACGAGUCCAAUGUUUAGGUAUUGUGAUAUAUUUAUAUCGGUUUCCACCAAUCACAGGAGCUCUUGUUUUAGGCCAAUCAUGGGUCCGCUUGCUUAAACCAAUCACAGGAGCUCUUGUGUUAGGCCCAUCAUGGGUCCUCUUGCUUAAACUAAUCACAGGAGCUCUUGUGUUAGGCCAAUCAUGGGUCCUCUUGCUUAAACCAAUCACAGGAGCUCUUGUGUUAGGCCAAUCAUGGGUCCUCUUGCUUAAACCAAUCACAGGAGCUCUUGUCUUAGGCCAAUCAUGGGUCCUCUUGCUUCGACCAAUCACAGGAACUCCUUUUUUGUAUGUCAUUAAGCUGUGAACAAAUAAUAAAAUCAUAAUGAU
Procambarus clarkii (red swamp crayfish) is the source of this 3262-nucleotide messenger RNA. RefSeq lists its product as uncharacterized. Lineage: Eukaryota; Metazoa; Arthropoda; Malacostraca; Decapoda; Cambaridae. The record is from RefSeq and is a predicted model, not a curated record.